Molecule: messenger RNA, 1228 nt
Organism: Dendroctonus ponderosae (mountain pine beetle)
Lineage: Eukaryota; Metazoa; Arthropoda; Insecta; Coleoptera; Curculionidae
Exons: 6
Coding region: 98-1180 (360 amino acids)
Source: RefSeq, a predicted model, not a curated record
CCUGGGCAGGUUGAAAGGGCGCAGUGAAGUACGUCAAAAUUGAACAUGCACUUAUAGUGUAGAAGUUCCCAAUAAUCUGAUAGCGGCCCCUUGGAAAAUGGUCGACUGCAUCGAGAAAGCUGGCAAAGAGCUGAACGUGAACAAUCAGGACAUCGUCAAGUAUCUGUGCGGCAUCGAGGAAGAAAGAAGGAAUUUGGAGAACAUCAUCCAAAAGCAGUAUCAAGAACGAAAAAAAAUCGAGGCGGACAUAGAAAGACUGACCUAUAAGCUGUGCCUGAUCAACAAAAGCCUCUCGAUGCGAAUCAAGGCGAAAAACAACUACGACAAGACCAUAGAGGAAAUCAAAUCCCACUACGACAAGCUGGUGGACAGUUCCAACAAGUUGAAGCAGAUCGUCGAGAAAAGCCAACAGGAACUAGACGAUAUCAUGAACAAGAAAACUGGCACGUCGGGCCCUGAAGGCGAGGAAGUGCAGAUGCUGUAUAUGAAACCCACUGAAAAAGCCAGUCUAGGCGAUUGUUCGUGCACAUACGCGCCUGAAAAACCGACCAAACAACAGGCCGCAGCAACCAACGGCACCAACGCGCUUAGUGAAUCGAAGCAUUCAGCAACCGACCAGAAAUCUACGGGAGAUGCAGAUAAUGCGAAAACACUGACUAGUAUGGGACAAAUUACUGAUCCCAAUCCGGCCAAUGGGAACAAACCGCCUGGGUCAAAAAACAGCAGCUUAACGCCAGGGCGCAGCGACCUGUCGGUUCCCAGCACCAGGGCUGCUUCGUACAGUUCAAGAAGGAGCUCCACAGACCCUUCGACCAGCAGGGAAGACAGAUCCAGGCCCGCUUCCCAGGUUCCUGCUGCUAUGCCCAAGAUGCCGGCAAUUGAGAAUAGUGAAACCACUACAGUGUACCAUAUGGAUAAACGAAAUCGAUUGCCCGAACAGACCGAUGACAGGUCGAAGAACUUACUGCUUUCGCGCCUGAAGACCAGCAUUUCGAAAGGCUUUCCUGCCAGCGUCGCCACCCCCAGAGAAUCCAAAACAGUCGCGGAACGCAACCCCUCGAGUAUAGAUCACCGAGUGUCUGAUGCACAGGCAAACAAGCUACAAAAGCGCAGCCUGCACGACAUUUUAUCUGUUGAUUCUUCGCCCGAUGCUAAACAAGACUUUUCUCAGAUUCUGUGAACUAGAGACGAAGCGUUUGGGUUUUCAGUAAACAGCCCCAAACCCUGA